UUGGGAAGUGACUUUUUAUUCUCGGAGGCAUCUAAGGGUUAACUCAAAGAAUUUGUUGUGACCACCCAAUGCACAUGCACACCACGAUUCCACCUUGACAUCCACACACACACUCUCACACGCAGUAGACAAGAAGCUUGGAAGUUUGGAUUGUUUUCCGCUGUUGGGGUGAGUGAACAUUGCCAGCUGUCAGAAUGGAGGAGGAGAAAAAAGAGAAGUCAAAACCAUCUUGUAACAUAAAGAUAUUUGUGCUGUGUCACAGUCUGCUCCAGCUCACCCAGUUGCUGCACAGCGCCUACUUCAAGAGCUGCAUCACCACCAUUGAACGUCGCUUCGGUUUCAACAGCAUGUCUAUGGGCACCGUCUCCUCUCUGCACGAGAUGGGGAACAUGGUGCUGGUGGUGUUUGUCAGUUACUUUGGGAGCCGGGUCAACCGGCCUCGUUUCAUUGGCUUUGGGGGGCUGCUCAUGUCCUGUGCUGCUGCCACCUUGGCCCUACCUCAUUUCCUGUCCAAGCCCUACCAGUACAACUUUAUGUCAGCUGCCGGUGGGUCAUGGGACACGUGUGUUCCAAGGGAGAAUUCCUCUGCCCCUGAAGUGUGCAGACAGGGGGGCGGUGGGGACCCCUCUGAGGCGCGGACCCAGUGGCUGACCUUGGCAGCUGCCCAGGUGCUGUUUGGCAUUGGCUCGGUGCCCAUCCAGCCCUUUGGCAUCUCCUACAUAGAUGACUUUGCUGAGCCUGGGAAUUCAGCUCUUUAUAUUGCUAUCCUGUUCUCCAUCUCUGUGUUUGGGCCAGCCUUUGGGUACCUCCUGGGUUCCAUGAUGCUCCGAAUCUAUGUAGAUGUGGACAAGAUAGGUUUAGACAGUCCGUUGGACCUAACCCCGUCUGACCCUCGCUGGGUUGGGGCAUGGUGGAUGGGCCUGCUGGUCUCCUCUGGAUGUCUGGCUCUGGCCUCCAUCCCUUACUUCUUCUUCCCCAGGGUCAAGGUCCCGGCCCAGGCCAAAGCACCUAAGACUGAAAGUGACCCUUUGAAAGAUGAGACCUCUUCAGAGACCUCUUUAAUUGACUUCUUAAAGAUGUUCCCGCGUCUGCUCCUGAGGAUGCUGCUGCGGCCUGUCUUCCUGCUGCUGAUCCUGUCUCAGUGUUGUUUCUCCUCCUCCAUCGCCGGCCUCGCCACCUUCCUCAGCAAGUUCCUGGAGCACCAGUACGGCACCACCGCCGCCUACGGCAGCUUACUCAUCGGGGCCAUCAACCUGCCCAUGGCUGCUGUAGGGCUACUGCUGGGCGGGGUGGUGAUGAAGCGUGUACGCCCACCUGUGCGGACCCUCCUCUGGCUGUGUUUGGUACCUCUCUCCCUCUCCAUACUGCUCUGUGUACCUCUCUUCUUCAUGGGCUGUUCCACUCAGAGAGUGGCGGGGGUCAACACAGGCUACGGUGACACACAGGACCAGUGGGCUAAUAGGUCUCUAUCUCUCUGUAACUCCAACUGUUCCUGUCUGAAUAAUGUAUUUAACCCUGUGUGUGGAGAGGACAACACAGAGUACAUCUCUCCCUGUCACGCUGGCUGCACCAAUGUCACCAUCGACACACUAAACCCUCACAGAGUCCAGACUUACACCAUGUGUAGCUGUGUGACCGCUCUGUCAGCUGUGCCCGCUGGCGCGGCUGGUAUGGGGAUAGGUAGGGCCCUCCCAGGUUCUUGUACCAAGGGCUGCCCUCACCUCGUCCUGCCUGCCAUUCUCCUCAUCGCCUUCGCUGGCUUCAUUGCCAGCCUCUCCCACAACCCCAUCUAUAUGAUGGUGCUCAGGACAGUCUUUCAAGAGGAGAAAUCCUUCGCAAUUGGAGUCCAGUUCCUGCUGAUAAGAAUGCUAGCCUGGCUGCCAGCCCCUGCUGUGUUUGGGCUGGCCAUUGACUACUCCUGUGUCUGGUGGAAGCACGCCUGUGGGAAUAAACAGGGCGCCUGUGGUUACUACGACAACAACAUCCUUCGGAACAGGUACUUUGGGCUGCAGGUGGGUUAUAAGUGCCUGGGGUUGGUGCUGCUAGCCCUGGCAGGCUGGAGAGUACAGCACACACCUUGUCUGAGUAUUGAGAAGGAGCCUGAGGUGCCGGUGUGAGAGGCCAGCACUGACCCUGAGGGGCCACUGGGGAAAGGGUCAAGACCAUUGGUUCCUACGGCUCAAGUUAGAGCACAAUACUGGCAAACACUAAGGUUGCAGGUUCAAUUCCCGCAUCGACCAAUUCAACGGAAUAUGUGUCACUGUUAAUGACAGCUGUCUUAGUCGCGUUGGAUAAAAGUGUCUGCUAAAUGUUAUUACUAUGUACUAUCAACAAUGAAAGUGUUUUAUUUUGGACUAUAAUCCAAAAUUGACAUAGUUUCUUCCAUUAUUUUAAGGGACUUUUGAUAACUUCACGUGCGACUUUGAUAAAGGAAUGUUUUUGGUUUGCUUAUCAUGAGAACCUGUAUACACUCCUGUUUUAUUGUACAGUAUUUACAUUGUUUUUAUGUGUAUAAGUGACACUAUUUGUGAAUUAAUCUGAAUGUCAUAUUACUAUAAAAAAAAAAGUUUA
Messenger RNA from Salmo salar (Atlantic salmon), 2571 nucleotides. Its product is annotated as solute carrier organic anion transporter family member 2A1. The record is from RefSeq and is a predicted model, not a curated record. NCBI's taxonomy places the organism in Eukaryota, Metazoa, Chordata, Actinopteri, Salmoniformes, Salmonidae. Gene Ontology annotation, biological process: sodium-independent organic anion transport; transmembrane transport; prostaglandin transport. Gene Ontology annotation, cellular component: basolateral plasma membrane. Gene Ontology annotation, molecular function: prostaglandin transmembrane transporter activity; protein binding.